Micropterus salmoides (largemouth bass) is the source of this 652-nucleotide messenger RNA. It is a transcript of the gene nop10, whose product is annotated as NOP10 ribonucleoprotein homolog (yeast). Gene Ontology annotation, molecular function: box H/ACA snoRNA binding; telomerase RNA binding. The record is from RefSeq and is a predicted model, not a curated record. The transcript has 2 exons. Bases 169 to 363 code for a protein of 64 amino acids. Lineage: Eukaryota; Metazoa; Chordata; Actinopteri; Centrarchiformes; Centrarchidae. Gene Ontology annotation, cellular component: box H/ACA telomerase RNP complex; box H/ACA snoRNP complex. Gene Ontology annotation, biological process: snRNA pseudouridine synthesis; positive regulation of telomerase RNA localization to Cajal body; ribosome biogenesis.
UCUAAACCGGAUAUCCGUUCUGCUCCCCGAGCGACGAGAAACUUCGCCACACGUGGAGUUCAGAAGAAAAAAAGCGAGUUACCUGCAACCUUUUGAGUCUUUUUCCAUAUAAAAAAGCUCGUCGGUAUAUUUUGUAUUCUUUUAAGCUAUAAAACAAUUUUCGUCGAGAUGUUUCUGCAGUUUUACCUAAACGAGGCCGGGGACCGAGUCUACACUCUGAAGAAGGUUCGUCCUGACGGUCAGCCCACCAGCUCGGCCCACCCGGCCCGGUUCUCCCCAGACGACAAGUUCUCUCGGCACCGGGUGACGGUGAAGAAACGCUUCAACCUUCUGCUCACCCAGCAGCCCAGGCCUGUUCUGUGAGAGAGAGAGAGUGAGGCGAGCCAUGGAUGGAGGUCAGACCAAUAAAUGGAGGGAUGAAGGUGAAGCGGAGGACUAUAAAGCAAAAAAACACAUUCAGGAUCCCAAAUUAUAAAAGUGCUGCCAGGACUUGUCUUCAGUUUCACCCAAAGCUCCUGGUGUUCCGGUGUUGAAUAUCAGCUGUCGUUGAUGUUAAGGGUCGUCUUUUUACGUACCCUAAUUUGUUGACCGUCAUUUAAGUUUAUAAUUUUGUUUUCAUGCUGAAUAAAUGUUUGGUUGAUGGUUUGCAGUG